Molecule: messenger RNA, 1942 nt
Organism: Ochotona curzoniae (black-lipped pika)
Lineage: Eukaryota; Metazoa; Chordata; Mammalia; Lagomorpha; Ochotonidae
Gene: LINGO3
Product: leucine rich repeat and Ig domain containing 3
Exons: 3
Coding region: 112-1896 (594 amino acids)
Cellular component (GO): plasma membrane
Molecular function (GO): protein binding
Source: RefSeq, a predicted model, not a curated record
GCUCCAGUCGGCUCCGGGCGGCCCCGCGCCGCAGCCCGCGCCGAGUCCGCGGCGGAGCCGCUCAGGUGCGCAGGAGGAUGCUGGCACGGCCCUAGGCCCAGGCUCCGCAUCAUGACCUGCUGGCUGCACCUGCUGAGCCUGCGCUUGCUGCUGCUGCUGCCCGCCGCGCCGCCCCCGGCCGCCGGCUGCCCGGCCCGCUGCGAGUGCGCCCCGCAGAGCCGCGCUGUGGCGUGCGCGCGCCGCCGCCUCACCGCCGUGCCCGAGGGCAUCCCCGCCGAGACGCGCGUGCUGGGCCUGAGCCGCAACCGCAUCCGCUGCCUGAACCCGGGUGACCUGGCCGCGCUGCCCGCCCUGGAGGAGCUGGACCUCAGCCUCAACGUGAUCGCGCACGUGGAGCCGGGCGCCUUCGCCAACCUGCCACGCUUACGCGUGCUGCGCCUGCGCGGCAACCAGCUCAAGCUCAUCCCGCCCGGCGUGUUCACGCGCCUGGACAACCUCACGCUGCUGGACCUGAGCGAGAACAAGUUGGUGAUCCUACUGGACUACACGUUCCAGGACCUGCGCAGCCUGCGCAGGCUCGAGGUGGGCGACAACCACCUGGUGUUUAUCUCGCGUCGCGCCUUCGCGGGGCUGCUGGCGCUGGAGGAGCUGACCCUGGAGCGUUGCAACCUCACGGCGCUGUCGGCAGAGGCGCUUGGCCACCUGCGCGGCCUGGGCGCCCUGCGCCUGCGCCACCUGGCCAUCGCUGCCCUGGAGGACCACAACUUCCAGAGACUGCCGGGCCUGCUGCACCUGGAGAUCGACAACUGGCCGCUGCUGGAGGAGGUGGCCGCGGGCAGCCUGCACGGCCUCAACCUCACCUCUCUGUCCGUCACGCACACCAACAUCACCCGCGUGCCGGCCGCCGCGCUGCGUCACCAGGUGCACCUCACCUGCCUCAACCUGUCGCACAACCCCAUCAGCGCCGUGCCGCGCGGCUCCUUCCGCGACCUGGUGCGCCUGCGCGAGCUGCACCUGGCGGGCGCGCUGCUGGCCGUGGUGGAGCCGCAGGCCUUCGUGGGUUUGCGCCAGAUCCGCUUGCUCAACCUCUCCAACAACCUGCUGUCCACGCUGGAGGAGAGCACGUUCCACUCGGUGAACACGCUGGAGACGCUGCGCGUGGACGGCAACCCGCUGGCCUGCGACUGCCGCCUGCUGUGGAUCGUGCAGCGCCGCAAGACGCUCAACUUCGACGGCCGCCUGCCCGCCUGCGCCACGCCGGCCGAGGUGCGCGGCGACGCGCUGCGCAGCCUGCCCGACGCCGAGCUCUUUGAGUACUUCGUGUGCCACAAGCCCAAGAUCCGCGAGCGACGGCUGCAGCGCGUCACGGCUGCGGCGGGCGAGCGCGUGCGCUUCGCGUGCCGCGCCGAGGGCGAACCGACGCCCACCGUGGCCUGGGUGACACCACAGCACCGGGUGGUGACGGCGCGCAGUGUGGGCCGGGUGCGCCUGCUGCCCGGGGGCACACUGGAGCUGACCGACGUGCGGCCGCAGGACAGUGGCACCUACACGUGCGUGGCCAGCAACGCGGGCGGCAACGACACCUACUUUGCCACACUGGACGUGCAGCCGGAGCCGACCGCCAACAGCAGCCUGGGCAAGGGUGCCAACGAGACGCAGGCGUUGGCGGCGCGCUUCCCGCUGGACCUCACCACCAUCCUGGUGUCCACCGCCAUGGGCUGCAUCACCUUCCUGGGCGUCGUCCUCUUCUGCUUUCUGCUGCUCUUUGCUUGGAGCCGCGGCCGCGGCCAGCACAAAAACAACUUCUCCGUGGAGUACUCCUUCCGUAAGGUGGAUGGCCCCGCCGCCGCUGCGGGCCAGGGCGGCGCCCGCAAGUUCAACAUGAAGAUGAUCUGAGGGGCCCCGCAGGGCGGUCCUCGCGCUCCCCACCCCCCCCCCGCGG